Molecule: messenger RNA, 888 nt
Organism: Coniosporium apollinis CBS 100218
Lineage: Eukaryota; Fungi; Ascomycota; Dothideomycetes
Exons: 2
Coding region: 1-888 (295 amino acids)
Molecular function (GO): protein binding
Source: RefSeq, a predicted model, not a curated record
AUGGGCACGCCGGAUCGUCACAUGGGCGGACAGCUGCAGGGCCAAAUAAACGCCAAACUUCCUUCGAACAACAGUAUUCUCCCACUCUCUGCAGCCACGAUGCCCUCAGAACCCGAGCCAGAAAGGAUGCGGAAUACCGUCAAGCCCGAAGAUGACGAACGCCUCGAACCACUCCGCUUCUCCCCCGAAGAGGAAGCCUCGUUAGUCUCUGAGUCCAAUAACCAGAAAGCAAGUGCCAACACGCGCUUCACGAGCGGAGCCUACUCAGAAGCCAUCCAGGGCUACGAAGGUGCACUGUCAGCAUGUCCGAACUAUCUAGAGUACGAGGUCGCUGUCCUACGGAGCAACAUUGCGGCUUGUCACCUUAAGCUGGCAGACUGGAAGGCGGCAAUAGCGGCGGCUACAGAAGCUCUUGAGGCGUUGGAUAGGCUGGACCCGCCUGCGAAGAAGCCGGGAGGGAAGGAGGGUGAGGGUGCAGUGGAGGAAGUGGAUGAGGAAACGGCAGACAAGAUCGAGGCGUUGGCAAAGAGCGGCAGGACGAGGGACGAUGUACAGAGGAUCAGGACUAAGGCGCUGUUGCGGAGAGCAAAGGCACGAUUGGAGACGGGUGGAUGGGCUGCUCUGCAAGGCGCAGAUGAAGACUACAAACAACUCGCCUCGAUGCCGAACCUCUCGCCACUGGACAGGAAAAGCGUCGACUCAGCACUACGAACGCUGCCGCCACGGUUAGCAGAAGCCAAGCAGAAGGAAAUGGGCGAGAUGAUGGACAAGUUGAAACAGCUGGGUAACGGAAUACUCAAGCCAUUCGGUUUGUCUACCGACAACUUUAACAUGGUUAAAGAUGAGAAGACUGGUGGGUACAGCAUGAACUUUAACCAGAACAAGUAG